Messenger RNA from Bipolaris maydis ATCC 48331, 1281 nucleotides. RefSeq lists its product as uncharacterized. Lineage: Eukaryota; Fungi; Ascomycota; Dothideomycetes; Pleosporales; Pleosporaceae. The record is from RefSeq and is a predicted model, not a curated record. Gene Ontology annotation, molecular function: FAD binding; monooxygenase activity.
AUGUCGGUCCAACUAGAUAUACUCAUCGUGGGCGCAGGGCUGUCGGGUCUCGCAGCUGCGAUCCAGUGCGCACUUUCAGGUCAUCUUGUCACAGUGUUAGAGGCCGCAAAGGAGCUUGCCGAGGUAGGUGCCGGUCUCCAGUUGACACCAAACGCGACACGUCUGCUUCAACAGUGGUCCGUAUAUGACACUAUUAAGGAUCAAGUGUGUGAGCCCACUACACUCACAGUAUACAAUUACCGAGGCGAGACUCUCGCCCAUGAGGAUAACUUCGGCACAAACAUUCGUCGGAAAUAUGGCGCGCCUUUCUCAGAUUGUCACCGUGUGGAUUUACAGCAAGCUUUGGCAAGAAGAGCAAAAGAGCUGGGUGUGCACGUUGUGCUGGAUGCAAAGGUGAUUGGCAUGGACUUUGGUAGCGCUCCUGGCGACAGAGCACGUGCAAAAUCAUGCCAAGGUCAAACUUACGAAGCCGAUCUCAUUGUCGGAGCUGAUGGGCUCUGGUCCUCUUGUCGGUCUACCAUGCUCGGACGCAAUGAUCCUCCCUUGCCAACUGGAGACCUUGCGUACCGUAUAGUACUCAGCGUUGAUCAGAUCGGCGACCCUAAAUUGAAGGAGAUGGUGCAGACACCCGCAUGCCGAUUUUGGGCGGGACCCGAUGCUCACGCAGUAGCAUACAGUAUCCGCGGAGGGAACAUGUAUAAUGUCGUCCUGCUCGUCCCUGAUGACCUGGAAGAAGGGGUGGCGAGGACGCAGGGCAAUUUAGAUGAAAUGAGGAGGCUGUUUGAGGGAUGGGAUCCUGUGUUAACUCAGCUGCUCGAAUGUGUUGACAGAGUGGACAAGUGGAAACUGAUGCACCGUGCCGAGAUGGACUCGUGGGUCAACGCACAAAAUAACCUCGUACUAAUUGGCGACUCAUGUCACCCGAUGCUCCCUUAUCUUGCCCAGGGUGCUAACUCGUCCAUCGAAGACGGCGCAGUCUUGGGCUUGCUUCUCGCCCCAGAACACUACAAGUCAAGACCACAACUACCGGAGACUUUACAGCUCUUCCAGCAAUUGCGAAAAGCAAGGAGUGAAAGUAUUGCGCGGGAAACAUUCAAGCAGCGAAAAGACUUUCAUCUACGUGAUGGACCAGAACAAGCAAUUCGUGACGCCACAAUGUUGAGGCAACUAGGCAAAAGUCCAGAAGGUGCAUUCCCGAGUCGCUGGACAUGCCCCGAGGUGCAACCCUGGCUGUAUGGGUAUAACGCGACCGAAGAAGUUGGGGCGGCAAUGCGAGCUUGA